UGUAUAUAUUCUUUUAGCGUGGUGGAAUUUGCUUAGUGGGUUGAAACAUUCUAGUUGAAAAAUGGUCUGCCAAUUAUGACAGGUAGUUUUUUUCCAAAUGGGAAAACUACUUUGUUGAAAAACUAGAAGGGAAAAGGAGUUUAGAAAGAGCAGCAUCACUUCAUUAUCUAUGUGUAUUCUUUUAGCGUAGUGGAAUUUGCUUAUUGGGUUUAAAUGGUCUGGUUAAAAAAUGGUUGAUUUGUUGACUAGUUUUUUGGAUAAGUUAUUAGAAAACAAUAAUAGAUGGCGUAUCUUUGAAAAACCGAAGGCGGCUAUAGCUUACAUCGAUGUGAUGGCGUAAAUUAAUAUGUAGUAUUCUUUCUGAUAUUAGUAUAUUACUCCAUGGCAGGACCUAUUCUCUGCGGGAACUGACACUACUUCGAGCACGGUAGAGUGGGCAAUGGCAGAAUUGUUAAACAACCCUAAUUUAAUGGCAAAAGCUCGAAGUGAGCUCGGCAAAGUCGUAGGCAAAGAAAAGAUGGUUGAAGAGUCAGACAUCUCAAAGCUCCCUUAUUUACAAGCAGUAGUAAAAGAAACCUUCAGGUUGCACCCACCUGUCCCAUUUCUGGUUCCUAGAAAGACCGAAAUGAAGUCAGAAAUAUUAGGCUAUGCAGUGCCAAAAAAUGCUCAUGUACUUGUCAAUGUAUGGGCUAUUGGCAGAGACUUCACGAUAUGGUCCAACCCUAAUUCAUUUGUGCCUGAAAGGUUUUUGGAGUGCGAGAUUGAUGUCAAGGGUCGAGAUUUCCGGCUCAUUCCAUUUGGUGCUGGAAGAAGAAUCUGUCCUGGGUUGCUAUUAGGCCAUAGGAUGGUCCACUUGAUGUUGGCUUCUCUUCUUCACUCCUUUGAUUGGAAGCUUGAAGAUGGUCUGAAACCAGAAGACAUGGACAUGACUGAGAAGUUUGGAUUUACAUUGAGGAAAGCCCAACCUCUCCAGGCUGUUCCCAUCAAGCCAUAGUAUUUGUCUUUAUCUAAGAACCAAUUAACUUGGGUGAGUAUAUAUUUUUAAAAAUAUCAUAUUGAUUAUUAGAUUAUGAAAAAAGUAUAUGUAUUUAAGUUCCUGAAAUA
Molecule: messenger RNA, 1104 nt
Organism: Vitis vinifera (wine grape)
Lineage: Eukaryota; Viridiplantae; Streptophyta; Magnoliopsida; Vitales; Vitaceae
Product: geraniol 8-hydroxylase-like
Exons: 1
Coding region: 440-994 (184 amino acids)
Molecular function (GO): oxidoreductase activity, acting on paired donors, with incorporation or reduction of molecular oxygen; monooxygenase activity; heme binding
Source: RefSeq, a predicted model, not a curated record